Rhinichthys klamathensis goyatoka is the source of this 4681-nucleotide messenger RNA. RefSeq names its product nuclear factor of activated T cells 5b (gene nfat5b). Gene Ontology annotation, molecular function: DNA-binding transcription factor activity, RNA polymerase II-specific; transcription factor binding; RNA polymerase II cis-regulatory region sequence-specific DNA binding. Lineage: Eukaryota; Metazoa; Chordata; Actinopteri; Cypriniformes; Leuciscidae. The record is from RefSeq and is a predicted model, not a curated record. Gene Ontology annotation, biological process: cytokine production; calcineurin-NFAT signaling cascade; regulation of transcription by RNA polymerase II. Bases 527 to 4204 code for a protein of 1225 amino acids. The transcript has 14 exons. Gene Ontology annotation, cellular component: transcription regulator complex.
AACUGUUUCAAGAGUCGUGCUGCUGGCUGAGUGUUUACACACACACACACACACACAAAUACAUACACACACUACGAAGAGCGCUGGCCGACACAAACAGUUUUUUAAAUGAUAUUUAGAAGUGUCAUUGCCUGCUUUUUCGACACCUGGCUUUUGUUCGUUUUCGUCUUUCGUUUCGGUCAAAUAAACGAUGGCAGUUUGUUAGAAGCUGCGGUUGAAGAGCAAGUCUGUCAUUUUCUCGGCGGGUCGGAGGAUCUGCGAUGCCCUCUGAUUUCACAACGCUCUUCAGCGCGGAUAUCGACCUCGAUUCGCCCAAGUCCCUCUACUCCAAAGUGAAAGAAAAACUGUGUUUUGGGACAGGAACGGCAGCCACCGUGUCCUGUUUGUGUGGGAAGAAACUGCAGCAAAAUAGGAAUUUUCUCUCUUAAAAUGAGUGGAAACACUUAGAAACAAUCCAGAAUCAGUAUAUGAUCUUCUCCCGAAAGAGCUGCAGCUGCCAUCUUCUAGAGAGCAGAACGCAGCCGCUAUGAGUCAAAAAAGUGGUGGAGAGGCGGGACCUCCUCCGUCAACAGCUCUCGCCGCAGAUGCGUCGUCCGCCUCUUCUGCUAUGAGCACGGGAAGUCCUCGCAGUGCUUUUCCCACCUCUUCCACCUCAGCUUCAGAACGGGUCGCCGGGAAUGACAGCAGCACGCCAGGAGAUGUUAGCAGUCGGAGGAAAGCCGAGGUGCUGGCUGCGGAAAACAAGCUUUCCGGCAGGGUUUGUGGAGAAAAAGGUGGCCAGCAGACCCAGCAGCAACACCAGAUGACACCCUCCAAACGGCCUGUCCUCAACAUCUCGCCUCCACCCGAGGACCUGUUCGAUGACAGCAACAUGUCCUGCCAGGAUGAGCUGCUUCUCGACUCAGAGCAGAGUAACAGCAUCUGGAUGGAAAACUCAGUCUCUAACUUCAGCAUUGUGAGCUCCAGCUCCUACAAUGACAACACUGAAGUGCCCCGCAAGGCCCGCAAGUGUACCCCCCGACAGAAGCCGGGGUCAAAGCCGGUCGCCGCUGAAGAGGCCAGCAUGGAUGUCUUUGAUGCGGACAGUGCCAAAGGUCCACACUUUGUGCUCUCACAACUUGGCCCAGACAGCAAGACCUGUUCCAAAGCAAGCUCUGAUGGACCUCAAGCAUCUGGUCUCAAAGGCGGGAUACUGUCUUGUCAGUAUCCUCAGAAAAGUGAAGGGAAAGAACUGAAGAUUGUGGUGCAGCCUGAGACUCAGCAUAGAGCGCGUUACCUGACCGAAGGCAGUCGUGGGUCUGUGAAAGACCGAACACAGCAGGGUUUCCCUACUAUCAAGCUUGAGGGUGUGAAGGAGUCAGUGGUCCUGCAGAUUUUUGUGGCCAAUGAUGCUGGACGUGUGAAACCCCAUGGGUUCUACCAGGCUUGCAGAGUUACAGGCCGGAACACAACUGCCUGUAAGGAAGUGGACAUUGAAGGCACAACUGUCAUCGAAGUGCCUCUGGAUCUCAGCAGCAACAUGACUCUGGCUGUAGAUUGUGUGGGGAUCCUGAAGCUCAGGAAUGCCGAUGUGGAGGCCCGUAUUGGGGUGGCUGGAUCUAAAAAGAAGAGUACCCGUGCCAGACUGGUGUUUCGAGUCAACAUCCCACGCCCCGAUGGCUCUGUGCUCACGUUACAGACCUCGUCGUCUCCCAUACUGUGCACCCAGCCUGCAGGAGUACCUGAGAUUCUCAAGAAGAGUUUACACAGUUGUUCUGUUAAAGGGGGGAAUGAAGUCUUUAUUAUCGGAAAAAACUUUCUCAAAGGAACCAAGGUCAUAUUUCAGGGGAAUGCUUCAGCAGAUGAUAAGUCCUGGAAGGCAGAGGCUGACAUUGACAUGGAGUUUUUCCAUCAGAAUCACAUUAUUGUCAAAGUUCCUCCAUAUCAGAAUCCAGCUAUCACAUCUCCUGUAUCUGUUGGUAUCUAUGUUGUUACAAAUGCCGGACGAUCCCAUGAUGUUCAACCAUUUACGUACACUCCAGAGCCAGCUGUUGAUUCCUCUGUGAAAAAGGAAGUCUUGCCUCCAGUGACACCUUGUUGUUUUGAACAAAUAAAAGUAAUCGAUACUGCCUUGAUGACGCCGGUUUUGCCUCUUGUUAAACGAGAAGAGGCCACACCAAUGGAGGUCUCUAGUAAUCCCUCGGCCUUCAAGACAUCUGAAGUCAUCAAUUCAGCCCAGCAAGCCUUAGACAUGAGUACUGAGAUCUCCACCAAUAACUGCAAGUUUUCCAGUCCGCUGGCACACCAAACAAGAGAACAGGAUCAAUCUCCGAAUUCUGUCUUUUCUAACAAGGAACCAUUCAGCACCAUCCAGGAACAUAAUCUUGCAUCCAGCGGGUCUUUCCACGUGCCUAAUAAAUCUCUUCUCCAGCAAGGAGUUCAGCCAUUCCUCUUGGAACACAGAGACAGUCUUGGACAGGAGAGAUCAGGCAACAGUGGCGGAUCAGUGGUGGGUCUGUCCCAGAUAGAUGACAACCCGCAGCAACAGCUCUCCCUUCUACCUCCAGAUGAGGUGGCACAACUAGAGCAGGCUGUGCGGCAGCUGCAAGCAAAGGGAUUCUGCAACAUCCAACUCCAGAAUGAGAAUUCAAUGUCAAAGCAAAGACAACAUCAACUUCAACAGCAGCAGCAACAAAUCCAACAACAGCAGCAGCAAAUCCAACAACAACAGCAGCAAAUUCAGCAACAGCAGCAGCACAUCCAGCAACAAGAGCAGCAAAUCCAUCUGCAGCAGCAGCAACACCAGCAACAGCAAACUCUGGAGAACCUACAACAUCAGAUUUUUCAGCCCCAGGUUCAGAUUCAUUGUAGUUCGGAGCAACCGAGCUCUUCCCAGGGAAUCGUCGUGCAGAAUGGAAAUUCCCUCUUCCAGCAAACCCCAUCACAACAGCAGCAGCAGCAGCAGCAGCAAGCAACCUUGUUUCAACAAGCAACUAGCUUUCUUCAGCAGCAACCCAGUCAUUCCUCACCUUCCCUGUUUCACAAUCCGACGGCCAUGACUGAAGCCCAAAGCCCACAGGAGGCUCUUUUCCACACACAGAAGACCUCACCCAACCAGGAUCAGGUCCAGGCUUCCCUUUUCCAAAGCAAUCUCAAUGUUCUCAGUGGGUCCAACAUGUCUGUAGAAGCUCAGUCCUCUGCAACCAGUAUGUUUCUUUCCCAGAAUGCUGUACCAGGUCAACUUACCGUUAAUGCCAGUCAGCCACAGCAACUGGCUUUCCUCACUUCUAUGCAGGGGACUCUCGAGGCCCCAUCUGUAUUUCAGACUCCAACCCAACUGUCCCCCAUCCAGCAAGGCACUCCGAUGGAGCAGCAGCAGUCACCACAGCAUGCCCAACCUGGCUCCAUUUUCCAGAGUAUCUCCCAAUCACCAAGCAAACUGUCUCCUGGUCAGCAACAGCAGGCUGGUCUACUUCUUGGGUCCUUAAAUUCUCCAGUAACACAAGAGCAAACUUCAAAUAUGUUAUUCAGUGGACAAGUUCAGAUUGGAUCGAUGAACAACAGCAGCCUAGCUUCUCCAGAACAACAGAACACUUCCCUUCCCUUCUCUCAGGCCGGCAUGGUUACAGUCAGGCAGCAGGAGUCAUCUAAACCCAUGACAUUUCAGGAUCAGACUACUAUGGUGGUCAACCCGUCCUCGAAUAAGCCAAUUUUCCAAGACCAGCAACCAAUGCAGUUGGCACCAAGUUCUGGUACAGGCCCUUCGCAGUCUGUAAACCUCUUCAUGGCCCAGUCCAACAUGCAAGGGGGGAUGGCUUCUCAAGAAACCCUUUUUGCACCACAGAGUGAUGUAACCGGAAUUCAAACCAGCACUUCCUCUCCAGUACAACAGCCUGGUCAACUCUUUCAGACUACAAUGGGUGGAGACCUCAACCAGCCCAACCGGAAUCAGCAGCCCGACCUCUUCCUUUUUGAGAUCCAGAAUGAGUGCCGUCAGCUAAUGAACAGCCCAGGAUCUACACUAUCUGAUCAGAUCAUUGCCAUCAGUCAGUCUGGGCAGAGACAGCAAGAGAGUGAGGGGCAAAUCCAGUCUUUACUUGGCCAGUCUAUGCCAGACCCUGGAAAUGUGCCGAGCACCUUGACAACCUCUCAGAACAUGGAGAAGAUUGACGAUCUUCUGGUGAGCCUUCAGGAGCAAGGCAAUAACAUUUCCCACUCCUACUAGGGUCUUCAAGGAUAAGCUGCCCAAUAUCUCCAUUCCAUAUAUGAUUGUUGAUAUUUCUUGCACACAUAUUGGAUAUUUUGGUAUCCUUUAUUUUGGAUAUUGCAAAAAUAUUGGAUUGGAGAUACUUUGAUCAUACCCCUUAUAGCAAGAGUAGGCCAUUAACUUUUAUUUCAUUCUACACAUUGACACUGAGACAGUAGAGUCGCCUGUUGAAAGAUUUGGCAAAAUCUCUUGAAUAAUCACAACUAAAACCAUGGUAUACACAUUCUGACCUGAAAUUCUUAGGCAAAAUGGCAGAACCCUCUGGAGAACCUCAAGGCAUCCUUAAAGAAGGGCAGUUUUCCAUGGAUCUUACAAAAUGCAACCCAUAUGUUUUAAAGACCGUCAUUGGUUCUGCAGCAACCCCAUCAUAAAUUAAGGCUUCAAGGCAGUUAUUGAAGUUCCUUGAGUACACAAAAGGAUAUUUGAGGCACCUGG